CCCCCUCAGAUUAAAGAGGCCGGCGGGGCUCAGCCCCCGGAAACGGCCGUGCACUCCGGGGCUGCGAUCGCGGAGGGCGGCGGCGACGAGGCGCAGAGAGCAUCAUGGCAGAGCAGGUGGCCCUGAGCCGGACCCAGGUGUGCGGGAUCUUGCGGGAAGAGCUGUACCAGGGUGAUGCCUUCCACCAGUCAGAUACACACAUAUUCAUCAUCAUGGGCGCAUCGGGCGACCUGGCCAAGAAGAAGAUCUACCCCACCAUCUGGUGGCUGUUCCGGGAUGGCCUUCUGCCUGAAAACACCUUCGUCGUGGGCUACGCCCGCUCCCGUCUCACGGUGGCCGACAUCCGCAAGCAGACGGAGCCCUUCUUCAGAGCCACCCCAGAGGAGAAGCCCAAGCUGGAGGAGUUCUUUGCUCGCAACUCCUACGUGGCUGGCCAGUACGACGAUGCAGACUCCUACAAGCGCCUGAACAGCCACAUGAACGCCCUGCACCAGGGGCUGCCGGCCAACCGCCUCUUCUACCUGGCCUUGCCCCCCACGGUCUACGAGGCCGUCACCAAGAACAUCCACGAGACCUGCAUGAGCCAGACCAGAGGCUGGAACCGCAUCAUCGUGGAGAAGCCCUUCGGGAGGGACCUGCAGAGUUCAGACCGGCUGUCCAAUCACAUCUCCUCCCUGUUCCGCGAGGACCAGAUCUACCGCAUCGACCACUACCUGGGCAAGGAGAUGGUCCAGAACCUCAUGGUGCUGAGAUUCGCCAACAGGAUCUUCGGCCCUAUCUGGAACCGGGACAACAUCGCCUGUGUCAUCCUCACCUUCAAGGAGCCCUUCGGCACCGAGGGCCGCGGGGGCUACUUCGACGAGUUCGGGAUCAUCCGGGACGUGAUGCAGAACCACCUCCUGCAGAUGCUGUGCCUGGUGGCCAUGGAGAAGCCCGCCUCCACCGACUCGGAUGAUGUCCGUGAUGAGAAGGUCAAGGUGCUGAAAUGCAUCUCAGAGGCACAAGCCGCCAACGUGGUCCUGGGCCAGUACGUGGGGAACCCCAGCGGAGAGGGCGAGGCCACCAGAGGGUACCUGGAUGACCCCACAGUGCCCCGUGGGUCCACCACUGCUACCUUUGCAGCUGUGGUUCUCUACGUGGAGAACGAGAGGUGGGACGGGGUGCCCUUCAUCCUGCGCUGUGGCAAAGCCCUGAACGAGCGCAAGGCCGAGGUGCGGCUGCAGUUCCGCGACGUGGCAGGCGACAUCUUCCACCAGCAGUGCAAGCGCAACGAGCUGGUGAUCCGCGUGCAGCCCAACGAGGCCGUGUACACCAAGAUGAUGACCAAGAAGCCAGGCAUGUUCUUCAACCCCGAGGAGUCAGAGCUGGACCUGACCUAUGGCAACAGAUACAAGAACGUGAAGCUGCCUGACGCCUACGAGCGCCUCAUCCUGGAUGUCUUCUGCGGGAGCCAGAUGCACUUCGUGCGCAGGUGAGCCUCCGCCCAGCCCACGGGCCCCUCCCUCUAGGUCACCCCCUAACUCGCGUGUCCCCCCAGCGACGAGCUCCGCGAGGCCUGGCGGAUCUUCACACCGCUGCUGCACAAGAUCGAGCGGGAGAAGCCCCGACCCAUCCCCUACGUCU
Molecule: messenger RNA, 1623 nt
Organism: Carlito syrichta (Philippine tarsier)
Lineage: Eukaryota; Metazoa; Chordata; Mammalia; Primates; Tarsiidae
Gene: G6PD
Product: glucose-6-phosphate dehydrogenase
Exons: 11
Coding region: 105-1475 (456 amino acids)
Biological process (GO): pentose-phosphate shunt, oxidative branch; glucose metabolic process
Cellular component (GO): cytosol
Molecular function (GO): glucose-6-phosphate dehydrogenase activity; NADP binding
Source: RefSeq, a predicted model, not a curated record